Messenger RNA from Condylura cristata (star-nosed mole), 4522 nucleotides. RefSeq names its product golgin A1 (gene GOLGA1). The transcript has 23 exons. The record is from RefSeq and is a predicted model, not a curated record. The coding region runs from base 275 to 2542 and encodes 755 amino acids. Gene Ontology annotation, cellular component: Golgi apparatus. NCBI's taxonomy places the organism in Eukaryota, Metazoa, Chordata, Mammalia, Eulipotyphla, Talpidae.
AAGCACGGGUGGAUCUGGAAGGAGCCUGCGUGAGUGGGAUCCAAAGUGCGGUGGCAGGACAGAAUGCUUUGACCGUCAAGCUGUUUUAAAUCUAGUAGAUUAAGCCAGAUCCUGCAUUGCCAUAAGUCCUUGGCCCACAUUUAAGUAGGAAUGCAGCUAGCUUGAAUGUCUGGAACUUUUUAAUCUCCUGUCUCUGGAUUCCUGGUUGCCAGCCUAAGGCCUGCUGUGGUCAUUCAGGAGCAGGUCAUCAGUGCAGCAUAACCACGUAGCCAAAAUGUUUGCAAAACUAAAGAAGAAAAUUGCAGAAGAGACUGCUGUCUCCCAGAGGCCGGGAGGCGCCCCUCGGAUCCCAAGGUCGGUGAGCAAGGAGUCUGUUGCCUCCAUGGGAGCUGACUCAGGAGACGACUUUGCUUCUGAUGGAAGCAGCUCCAGAGAAGAUCUCUCAUCCCAGCUUUUGAGACGGAAUGAGCAGAUACGGAAAUUAGAGGCCAGACUUUCUGACUAUGCUGAGCAGGUCCGAAACUUGCAGAAGAUAAAAGAGAAGCUUGAAAUUGCGUUAGAAAAACACCAGGAUUCUUCCAUGCGGAAAUUUCAAGAGCAGAAUGAGACAUUCCAAGCCAACAGAGCCAAAAUGGCAGAAGGACUGGCUUUGGCAUUAGCCAGAAAGGACCAGGAAUGGUCAGAGAAGAUGGACCAACUUGAAAAGGAGAAAAGGUUCCUGACAGCUCAGUUACAGGAAAUGAAGACCCAAAGUCUGAAUCUUUUCCAAAGGAGAGACGAAAUGGAUGAACUCGAGGGGUUCCAGCAGCAGGAACUGAGUAAAGUAAAGCACAUGCUUUUAAAAAAAGAAGAAAGUCUGGGGAAAAUGGAGCAAGAGUUGGAGGACAGAACCAGAGAGCUCAGUCGCACCCAGCAGGAGUUGAUGGCCUCCAGUCAGAUGUCUCUGGACUUACGCCAGAAGCUGGAGGAGUUGCAGAGACACUGCUCAACGCUGGAAGAGCAGAGAGAUCAUGUGACAGCUUCAAAAACAGGUGCAGAAAAUAAGAUCACAGCCCUGGAGCAAAGGGAACAAGAGCUGCAAGCAUUGACCCAGCAGCUUUCUGCUGAUUUGCAAAAGGUUACUGCUGAAACUCAAGAGAAAGAAAAACUCAUCACACAUUUGCAAGAGAAGGUUAUGUCCUUGGAGAAGCGGCUGGAGCAGAACUUCUCAGGGGAAGAGCAUGUGCAGGAGCUGCUGAGAGAGAAAGCAGUGGCAGAGCAAAAUCUGGAGGAUACCAGACAGCAGCUCUUAGCAGCCAGAAACAGCCAGGCCAAGACCAUAGGCCUCCUGGAGACUCGGGUGAAGGAACUUGAGCAGAGCCUGCAGGCAUCUGAGGAUAAGCUGAGGCAGAGCAGUGAUGUCACAGCAGCUCAAGAGACACAGAUUCAGGAGCUCGUGGCCGCCAGCCAGGAGCGCAGCCUUGCCCAGCAGCAGGCGCGGGCUCUGGAGCAGCAGUGCUCCCAGCGCACGCGGGAGCUGGAGGCCCAGCUCGAGGCCCUGGAGAGGGAGCGGGCGGCCGAGCUGUCUGCCGUGGAGCAGGGGAAGAGAGAGCUGGAGCAAGAAAAUGCCGCCCUUCGAGAAAGUAAGAGUGAAUGCGAACGUUCCUUACAACACCACCAACUUGAGCUAAAGAAGCUAAAGGAAGAAUGGAGCCAAAGAGAAAUCGUGAGUGUGGCAGUGGCGCAGGCCCUGGAGGAGGUGCGGAAGCAGAGGGAGGAGUUCCAGCAGCAGGCUGCUAACUUGACAGCUAUAAUCGAUAAGAAGGAGCAGAAUCUGCAGGAAAAGACUGAAGCGAUUCUCCAGAAAGAGCAGGAGAUUCUCCACCUGAAGAAAGGUCAUGAGUCUGCCCUCCUGCAGACGCACCAGCUGCAGGCUGAGCUCGAGGCCCUGAGGAGUCUGCAGGCGGAGGAGCCGGAGGCUGCGGGCGCCCCGGAGGCCCUGCUGAGGCUGCCGGGUCGGGAGCAGGGGGUGGUGCCUCACGACCCGGGGUGCCAGCUUCCCACCCCAGAGGGCAUCCCAAACGGUGACAUUGGCGCCUUGGACCUGGAGCAGCUGCAGAAGGAAAAACAGGAUUUGGAGCAGCAACUUCUGGAGAAGAACAAGACCAUAAAGCAGAUGCAGCAGAGGAUGCUGGAACUAAAAAAAACCUUACAGAAGGAAUUGAAAAUCAGACCCGAUAACGAGCUUUUUGAAGUCCGAGAGAAGCCUGGCGCUGAACUGGCAAACCCGGCCCCUUCUGUCACAAACACCGCUGACCUGACUGAUGCCCGAGAGAUUAACUUCGAGUACCUUAAACACGUGGUUUUGAAAUUCAUGUCCUGUCGUGAAUCCGAGGCUUUUCAUCUGAUAAAAGCGGUGUCAGUGCUGCUCAACUUCUCACAGGAGGAAGAGAAUAUGCUCAAAGAGACGCUGGAGUAUAAGAUGUCGUGGUUCGGGUCCAAGCCGGCUCCCAAGGGCAGCAUCCGGCCGUCCAUCUCCAACCCUCGGAUACCGUGGUCCUAGAGAGGGCCACCCCAGGAUGGAGGGGCUGACACUUUUUCUGUGAAAAGAACACUGACACACCGGUCUGGGUGGGUUUUUAAUCACUGUAACUGCAGUAUUUUGUACAAGCGUCUAAACAUUGUUUACAAGACUCACGGCCACUCCCUGCAGACUGCUCUGGCCCUCAGAGGGAGCCGACCCCCAGUCGCCCUGGCCACCUGUGGGAGGGCACUGCACUACAUUUCCAGUGCUGGCCAGCACCCACCUGCACCCCAGUUCUUGUUCACGUCAGCACUUAGAGCGGAAGCAUCAGCGUCUGUCAGAGGCCGCCGGAGACCCACGGCAGCUGGCGGUGGCCUCUCAGCCAAGGACGACACAGCUCUCUGAGGUGGUGCCAGCCAGCCACACCCCCUGCUUCUGCCCAGACAGUUAACUCAGUGGGGUGCCUUUUAGAAAAAACCCCUUCUCUGGCAGCAUGUUUGGGUUCAGGCGAGCUCCAGGAGGUGGUCAACCCUUCCUCUCGAGAAAGCAGUUUCUAGGUCGUUUCUCAGACCUAGAGCUCUAGCUGUGGACGUCUUUAAAGGUACUCUGGGGCCGGUGUGGACUGAGGAAUACGCAGCUUGCUGAAGAAAAGCAGCAGACGUAUUAAGAGAUCCUGAGUAUAGCACCAAAUACACUCAGUUGCCUUCUAAUGAAUGUACGUGUCUCGGAUAGGUUGCUGGUAAACCAUCAAACUAUUUUUAUAGCUGAAGUUGUUGACUAUGAUAAACAUGACUUACAAAAUCCACUCAGCUGAUGUUCUCUAAGGCAAGUCAGAGCAUCAAGAGGAAGCUGUUUCUGAGUCUGGGACUCCCAGCCCUCUGGCACCUGGCUGGCCUCGUGGCCUGGCCUGCAGCGGCAGCAGCGGAUUCCAUCUGCUUUGCUCUCGGAUUCUCAGCACUGACCCGCUUCCUGCUGAGGACCGGCCACUGUCUCGAGGGAGACGUCCGGUCUGCCCUUGUGGGGUCCCCCCUCCCUGUCCUUCUGCCCAGAGGCCCUGUCACUGGCACAUGUCGACAGCUCCUCGCUGCAGUGCUGUUGUGCAGAGGGCUCCAGCAGGGCGGCGCCGCGCUCGCUUGGCUGUCAGGGAAGCGGGGCCAGGCUCGCCCUGGGUAAGUGACCACGUCAGGUCCUUUUACUCAGCGUGACACAAGUUUCAUUGGCUAAGCUCAAAACCAGUAACUGGAGCUCCUAAAUCAUCAGCCAGCCUGUGAUGGAAACUUGCCUCUCAGUUCUGCUUAGGGUUAAAACAGAGUUUAUCUCACAGAAAAGCAAGGAUUUGUAGCAUUAACCUGCAGCUCCACGGACCUACCAGCAGGGGCGGCACCACCGUGGUCCCAGCCCUGGCUCUGCCACAUGCCACCUCCUCUCCAGUCACCUACCUCCUCCCAGGGCCCUCGCUGCCGCUGGCUUGUUAAGAACACGGUUUCCCAUUUACCUGCUGGGGACAGAACCAGAAGUCCCUUCCCUUCUGUGAUUUGGUCAGAGUUAGCUUUUUUAAAAUUAUAGUUCCUUGCCAGCUGUUUCAGGAGAAAACCCCCUUAGAGACGGGAACUCAGGGCUUGCCAGAGUAGCUGCACUACUGUGGGAGCCCCAUCAACGCCGCUGUGGCUUCUGCAGCCCCCAAGCUGGCCUCACGCACUCCCCACACCCCCUGGCAGUUCCAGCACAGUUUAGGGGGCCCAUCACCAAGCCCAUUUUUGCUUUGGGAGGAUGAGUUCUGAUUUGGCUUGCCUCCUGCAUGUGGAAUUCAGCUUUAAGAGGAAGAGUGGAGUAAAUAUUCUAAGUGAUUUGAUGCACUUUUACUUGUAUAAGAUGUCCUGUGAUACAGUAUAUAUAGCCCUUUAUAUCAACAUUAGACCUUGACUGCUCCCUCCAUGCUGUAAAUAGGGAUUAUAUUAUCUAAAACUGCUGUAGAGAAUUCAUUUGUGGUGCAAUAUACUUUUUGAUUAAAGCUCUUCA